Perca flavescens (yellow perch) is the source of this 1628-nucleotide messenger RNA. RefSeq names its product trimethyllysine hydroxylase, epsilon (gene tmlhe). NCBI's taxonomy places the organism in Eukaryota, Metazoa, Chordata, Actinopteri, Perciformes, Percidae. Gene Ontology annotation, cellular component: mitochondrion. The coding region runs from base 243 to 1484 and encodes 413 amino acids. The transcript has 7 exons. The record is from RefSeq and is a predicted model, not a curated record. Gene Ontology annotation, molecular function: iron ion binding; trimethyllysine dioxygenase activity. Gene Ontology annotation, biological process: carnitine biosynthetic process.
CACUUUAUUAACUCUGGUUAAGCUUUGCAACAUUUUCAAAUCACAAGAUAACCCGUGCCGUGUUUAAUAAUUAAUCUCGGCAUAUUGAGACAUGUUGUGGGAUUCAAGAGUUAAAGAAGCAAAGCGCUAAAGAGGCGUGUCAGUUCAGCGACUGCACGGUGGCUUCUCGGGAAAGAAGGCAGUUGUUGUCUUAAAUUUUGGGGUUUAUUUUAUGCUGUUAUUAUCACACCUUCGUGUUGACAAUGUUGGCCAUGUUUAACAGGAUACUGCGCCCCGCGUUAAAACAGGCUCAGCUGUCGCCUGGAGUCAGAAACCCGCGGCUACCAUGGAGACAGAAGACGCAGAUCCGCGCGUGUGCUGCGACUUCAGCAACUUUUCAGCCACUUGAAGACUGUCUCGUGCUCAACUAUGGAGGGACGACGAUGCAUUUGAACUACGUGUGGCUGAGGGAUCACUGCCGCUCUGCUGCUUCCUACAACUCCAGCACUAACCAGAGAAACCUGGACACUGGGAGUAUAGACCUCGCCAUCCGUCCCGACAAUGCGACUGUGCAAAAUGGCCAUCUCGUCCUUACAUGGCCUGGAGGCCAUGUGUCAAAGUACAGCCUUAGCUGGCUAGCUGAGAACAGCUAUGAAGGAAAGAAGCAGAGCACCAUCCAGCCACGCAUCCUUUGGAAUUCAGACAUCUAUAAAGAGGCAAACAUACUCUCUGCCAAAUGGGACACGUUUAUGAGCUGCGACGACGAAGUAAAGAAGUUUCUUCAGAACUAUCUUCUGUAUGGGAUCGCUUUCGUAGAUGAUGUCCCAGCUACAGUCGAGGCCACAGAGGCAGUGACCCAGAGAAUCAGCCUCAUCAGGGAGACUACAUAUGGAAGAAUGUGGUGUUUUACUUCCGACUUUUCCAGAGGAGACACUGCCUACAGCCAGCUGGCCCUGGACCGUCACACUGACACCUCCUACUUUCAGGAACCAUGUGGAAUCCAAGUUUUUCACUGCCUCAAGCAUGAGGGAACCGGGGGAAGGACGCUACUUGUGGAUGGGUUCUACGCUGCUGAAAAAGUACGCCAGCAGUCCCCUGAAAACUUUGAGCUGCUUUCCCAUGUGCCCAUCAGGCACGAGUACAUUGAAAAGUCUGACAACCACCGAAACCACAUGACAGGCAUCGGCCCCGUGCUCAACGUCUAUCCUUGGAACAAUGAAAUGUAUCUGAUCCGAUACAACAACUAUGACCGAUCAGUGAUAAACACAAUGCCCCAUGACCUUGUUCAGCGAUGGUAUGAGGCACAUCGAGAGUUAACAACAGAACUGAGGCGGCCAGAGAACGAGCUGUGGGUGAAACUGACUCCAGGGAAGGUGAUCUUCAUAGACAACUGGCGUGUCAUGCAUGGGAGGGACUCUUUCACCGGCCUGAGGCAGCUCUGUGGAUGCUAUCUGACCAGAGACGACGUCCUCAGCUCUGCACGCUGCUUCGGUCUGCAGGCCUGAUCCUGGACUUGAACCUCCCUUCACCUCUGUGGCGUAUCCCUUAGCCCAUAGGUUCAGGGUCCAUUUAUUGUCAUUCUACAACACAGGGUUGCACAACAUUCAAUGCAAGUUGUAGUCCCUUUAUACUACACAAGAAAAAAAAAA